This is a messenger RNA of Xiphophorus maculatus (southern platyfish), 4648 nucleotides long. It is a transcript of the gene neto2b, whose product is annotated as neuropilin and tolloid-like protein 2. Gene Ontology annotation, molecular function: protein binding. The record is from RefSeq and is a predicted model, not a curated record. The coding region runs from base 2153 to 3823 and encodes 556 amino acids. NCBI's taxonomy places the organism in Eukaryota, Metazoa, Chordata, Actinopteri, Cyprinodontiformes, Poeciliidae. The transcript has 12 exons.
UAGAUUAGUUCAAAGUCACUUAAAUCUCCUUUCUUCCUCAUGAAAAUGCUCAGUUUGAACUUCAUCAAAUAUAUUAUAUACCUGAAAGGAUUUUGUUGCUGAUUGGUUGAAAUUGAACAAGUGUACCAAAUAAAGUGGCCAAUAAGUGUAGGAUGUUUUUUCUAGGUAGAACAAAUAGCUCGACCCCUGCAACUGGAAUUGAGCAUAGACAGAUCCGAAAAAGAAACGUUGUCAAUUUAAAGACACAAGCAUGGGAUUACAGAUAAGUCAGGGGGCUGUAAUCUCAAAUAUCUAUGAAAAAGAAAACUUUAUCCCACCAGUGAUUUUACUUAAAAGUCCUUGUCAAAGCUUAUACCACAAGGUUCUCUUUCUGAUAUUUGUCUAAUGGGGUCAGUUUGUUGUAUAACUUUUUCUAAUCUGUUGUGUUGUGAGGAAAAAAAAAGUUCAAAAUGAGUCCCUUGUGUAGCUUUACGACACAUCUGUAAAAAUCAGUGUGGUUGAUAGAUUGUAUAAGAUGGCUGGAGGGCUCGCAUUUGUUUUAUGAGGUCAGUUAUUUCCUGUCUUGUUUAAUCUAUUGUCAUACGGGCCGGAGAUAAGAACAGAGUUUAGCAGCAGCUCGUCCUGCCUCAUGAUAUGUCUGCAUCUGUCUAAGAAUCGGAUAUUUGUGUUAACUCUCUGGGCUCGACCUCCUGGUACAGCGCAGCUCUGAACUCUAAGCUGGGUAUUAUGCUAAGAAUCAUCAAUGGUGAUGAGUAAAUUUCAAGUGUAAGUUCAUGUGGAUAAUGCGUUUUUAGCAAACAACUUUGAAGGUCCUCCAAGAAAUAUAAAAGUAAAAUGAAAAUUACACCUUGACUGUACAAAUAAACAACUUGCUUAUUUGCAGCUAUGCUGUUGCUUUAUGCAUUUAAACACUGCCCAGAUUGCAUACAUAAGAGUUAUUAGUUUUGACAUAAUCUACACAGUAACAUCUGAUGCUCAGAGACAAUAAAAUCUCAAGGAUUAAGACAUGUGAGAAGAAAGAGCAGAAAAAGGGGAUGUUGGAAGGCACUUCACCAUGUGGAAGACGGGAACUCUUGCCAAAGUAGCUGAAACUGACCAAAAACAAAAGGUAAAAUGCACAGAGAUAAACUGCUAGUCCCAUAGAAGUCACAUUACAUUACUUAAUUUUCUUUGGAACCUACUAAGUAGUGCUUGUAUUCUCUCAGUUUGAACAAUCUGUUGGCAUGGCGAGACUGUCAAGCAACAGCUGUACUGAUUCCAAGAAAGUUUUCUUGUCCCACUUCAUUAUACUGUCACACAUGACUCAGCACAGCUUGUAAUUCUCCUGUUGAGAAUGGCUGAUCUGACCCUCUGGGCUGGGGGUCAGUCAGAAGUUGGAGGAUGCAUUAGAUAGUUAAGACAAAACCCCCAAAUCAGUUUAAUUUGAUCUAAACGUGACAAUUCAGGAUCUUCUUUGGCACAAGUUGGGUUGAUAUCCAUCACUUGUACUUACAGUUUCAACUGAUGAUACUAAAGUUUUCCAGAAAAGUCCUCAAAAGACUUUUCCAACUUGUGUAAAUCUAUCAGUCUCCUUACAUAUUCAUUGUGUUUGACAAAACUGACUCAAAUAGAUCAUUUCAAAGCUCCAAAUUAAAGUUUCUUAGAAACCAGUGCUUUUGUUUGCUUUUAAUUUUAAAACAGGGUGAAAAUGCCUUUCCUUCCUGAAAAUGACUCAACUAAAUACUUCCAAAAGGGAAUUCCCAGCUUAAAUAACUAACCCAAAGCAGGACAUGGCUGUGUUAUCAAAUAACUUAUAACGCUGCUAUGAUGAGGCACAUGCGCAAUCAUCAUUUCCCUCAUCCAGCGCCAACUGAGCUCAGACUUAAAACCUCCUGCAUCUGCAGAGGGAUCAUCAGUUUAUAGGAGAGCAGGAAGCUGAGCUUUGUGGGAGCUGUCUGUUUACCCUGGAAACCUGUUAUGUCAGGAAAUGCCGAUUAUGAAUCCAGACUUUUUCCAAUGUUUUUUUCCCCCAAGGCUCUCACUCUGCAGAAAAUGUGGAAACCGGAUCUUGAAAAUCAGUAAUGUCACCAUGCGCUAAUCCGAAACCCAGACUUAAAAGAGGAUGUGUGGGACACGCAGUUGGUAGAGUUUGAAAAUAAAGUCCAGCUAAAAUAUGCAUGCAGUCUGGAUAUUCCUCCUAUUCACCAAAGAGGGAUUUUCUCUUGCACAGAAGAUUAAAGAUGGAGGUGCAGGACCUAAAGGAAGCAGACCCCCUGAGCAGUCGAGGAACAACCGUCACUGUGGGACCUGGGUUCGGAAAUCAGAUGGUGGAAGCUUCAGCUCCCCAAACUACCCAAAUACAUACCCUCCAAACAAGGAGUGCCUUUAUGUACUGGAAGCCCUGCCCCGUCAGAGGAUAGAGUUGCAGUUCAGCAAAAUCUUCCAAAUCGAAGCGUCUUUUGAGUGUCGGUUCGACCACAUCGAGGUGAGGGAUGGUCCCUUCAGCUUCUCAACACUCAUCAAUCGUUACUGCGGCACAGCCAAUCCCGGCCGGAUCCUCUCCAGCGGGCGCUUCAUGUGGAUCCGGUUCUACAGUGAUGAUGAGCUUGAGGGGAAAGGAUUCCAGGUCCAGUAUACGUUUACUGCAGAUCCUGAAUUUCAUCUCCAUGUAGGAGGACUUUUAAACCCCAUCCCAGAUUGUCAGUAUGAGCUAACUGGGUUUGACGGCGUGAUCCGCUCCCACCAGGUUGAGGAGGAGAACAAAGUGAAGCUGGACCAGGCAGUGGACUGCAUCUGGACCAUACAAGCCCCAAUGAAGAGCAGGAUUUACCUGAAAUUCUUGGAAUAUCAGAUGGAAAACUCUAAUGAAUGUAAGAAGAAUUUUGUGGCUGUUUAUGAUGGCAGUAGUGCCAUUGAGGACCUCAAGGCCAAGUUUUGUAGUACAGUUGCUAAUGACCUCAUGCUGGAGACUGGUUUCGGAGUGGUGAGGAUGUGGGCGGAUGAGACAAGCCGUCUAAGCCGCUUCAAGAUCCUGUUCACAGUUUUCUCUGACCCUCCCUGUAUUGGCGGUGCGUUCUUUUGCCACAGCAACAUGUGCAUCAACAACUCUCUGGUGUGCAACGGUGUACAAAACUGUGUCUUCCCCUGGGAUGAAAACAACUGCCUAGAGAAAAAGAGCAAAGUUCCUUUCCUUCAAAUCACAAAGACUCAGGGAACAAUCAUCUGCAUUUCCACCGGGGUAGUGAUGUUACUCCUCAUUUUCUCCAUAAUGGUGCAAGUCAAACAACCACGUAAAAAGGUAGUGAUACGUAAGAAAAAACUGUUCCAACAUCCUCACCUCCAGAAGAUGUUUGACCCCCAGCACUACGAGCUGUUUUCUAUCAGAGACAAGGAGAUGUCUGGAGACUUGAGGAAUCUUUCAGAAGAACUUCUGUCCCUGCAGGCUCUGAGGAGAUCUUCAUCAGGCUCUCGUUGUGUUCACGAACAUCACUGCGGUUCGCAGGGAUCUAUCAAUUCCAUCAAACCCAGCCACAGUUCAAAUGUCUUGAGGAAGACGUCCUUGGAGCUCGCCCCGUUCAGAAGGGACACCCAGACCGCUGCGCCUCCUUUCAGGGGCAUAAACAACAGCUCGCGGAAGAAGAGCUGGCCCAGUUUAAAACAGAGUCAAAUGCAGAGCCACCCUGCUAUCAGGGAUCGGGUGCUGUGGCAGCAGGACAGAGUUAUGGAAGAAGAUGAUGAGGAAGAGGAGGAGGAGGGGAGGUAUGAUCUGUAUGUCAGAAGAGCAGGAAGCCGAAGGGGAAAAUAUGACAUGACUCAACAAAGAUCUCAUUCCAUGGACUUUUAACAUGAGAAACAAAGGUCAGAGCAUUACAAAUUACGGGGAUUCAGAGACAAUUUUGUGCUGAUGUGAAUAAAACAUGAAGAUAAAAGCAGAUACAGCUUGUUUGCCAUUGUACUUGUCUUAUUUCAUUAAGGUUACGGCACAGUGUUUGGGUAAAGGGCAUGUUAAAGUGAAACUUACAGACUAAGGGACUGCCGAAUCUUUCUGGAAGCGGAAACAGUCAGUGACUGUUUGUGGUGUGUUGUGUCUUUCUGCCCAGCCAGAGGUCAACCACAAAGGGUCACCUUUGAAAAAUAUUUUUUGUAUUUGUAAUUUGCAUGCUUAAUCAUGGAAAUGGUGCGCCCAUAUAAUAUGGAUUGAAUAACCUCUGUCAGAAUAUAUUGCUGUUUGGUGGCUUCCUAAUUUGAUUUUGAAUCAAAGCACUAUUUGUGUUGUUUUUUAAGAUUUUUUUGCAUUUAAUUUAACUUUCCACAUUUUCUUAAAGUUUAGACUUGUUAGACUGGAAUAUUAAAACUGAACAGGUUUUAGGAUUUAUAAAACCUUUAUGUGAAAACACUAAACAGAGCAUUUUCAAUGGUUUUAUGGGAUUAGAAUAUUUUUAAAGUGACUCAAGCAUAAAAAGUACAGGAUAUAGAUCUGUGAAGCCUAGAUUGGAUUAUUCUAAAGUGAUUAUAGAUGCUUUUGUAUAGACCUUAUGACUUGUAAAACCCAUGUGUGAAAAAUUGAAGAUUCUUAGUUUUCACACAUUGAGAUGCUUUCUAUUUCUCUUUUUUGACAAGUGUGUUUAGGAUGCUGAAAUGCUUCAACAUAAAGUGUAAUUUUAAUGGA